AUGCGGCUGCUGCCCCUGCUGCGGACUGUCCUCUGGGCCGCGCUGCUCGGCUCGCGCCUGCGGGGGUGCUCCAGCCUCCGCCACCCUGUCUACUGGAACUCCUCUAACCCCAGGCUGCUUCGCGGAGAUGCUGUGGUGGAGCUGGGCCUCAACGAUUACCUAGACAUCUUCUGCCCACAUUAUGAAAGCCCAGGGCCCCCGGAGGGCCCCGAAACCUUUACUUUAUACAUGGUGGACUGGUCAGGCUACGAGGCCUGCAAGGCAGAGGGGGCAAGUGCCUUCCAGCGUUGGAAGUGCUCGCUGCCUUUUGCCCCUUUCGGCCCCGUUCGAUUCUCAGAAAAGAUCCAGCGUUUCACACCCUUCUCCCUGGGCUUCGAGUUCUUGCCUGGAGAGACAUACUACUACAUCUCGGUGCCAACCCCGGAGAGUUCUGGCCGGUGCUUGAGACUGCAGGUGUCUGUGUGCUGCAAGGGGAGCGGAUCCGAGUCAGCCCAUCCUGUUGGGAGCCCCGGAGAAAGUGGCACAUCUGGGUGGCGCGGAGAGCAUGCCCCCAGCCCCCUGUCUCUCUUGCUGCUGCUGCUGCUCCCAAUACUUCGUCUUCUGCGAGUUCUGUGAGCCAAGUGUAUCUUCCCUGUCACCCCAAGGAACCAGAGCCCUUCCCAAGAUCCUCUGCUGAAGGGGUUUUUGCCACCAUACCGGUGAUGCCUUGCCAGGCAGACACA
This is a messenger RNA of Microtus ochrogaster (prairie vole), 722 nucleotides long. RefSeq names its product ephrin-A3. The record is from RefSeq and is a predicted model, not a curated record. Gene Ontology annotation, biological process: axon guidance; ephrin receptor signaling pathway. Gene Ontology annotation, molecular function: ephrin receptor binding. Gene Ontology annotation, cellular component: plasma membrane. NCBI's taxonomy places the organism in Eukaryota, Metazoa, Chordata, Mammalia, Rodentia, Cricetidae.